Patiria miniata (bat star) is the source of this 1370-nucleotide messenger RNA. Its product is annotated as F-box only protein 30-like. The record is from RefSeq and is a predicted model, not a curated record. The coding region runs from base 51 to 770 and encodes 239 amino acids. NCBI's taxonomy places the organism in Eukaryota, Metazoa, Echinodermata, Asteroidea, Valvatida, Asterinidae. Gene Ontology annotation, molecular function: ubiquitin protein ligase activity; protein binding. The transcript is spliced from 3 exons.
GAUUGGACGAAUUUGGGUCCCACUACAAGUUCGUUCACGAUGAGGUCCACAUGGGUCUCGAUGGCUGGCUAGUUCAGCGCUGCCCUCUAGCGAUCUAUGGUUGCACGUACUCGCAACAUCAGCACUACCCCAACCAGGAGUGCAACAGAGUUGUUUACAACCAACCGCUGGAGAGUUUCACAUUCAAACGGGUGGAGGAUAUCUCCAAGGAUACAGCUCAGAUUGAAGAGAUGCCAGCAUCAACCAACGAUUACACGGGACAGACUUCAGCAGCUCUACCAAAAGGCAACUCGCCAUCGGGUGAAACGGACCGCUGCUUCACUGCCCGACCCAGAGUCCACCGAUCUCUCUCUUGGGAGCCGGACUACCUCAGCCUGCUUCCCGUAGAGCUCCUGCGAUACCUCACCUGGUUCCUGGACCCCUUCACCCUGAAUUUCCUGGCGCAGGCGUCCAGGUGCCUGCGUCUUGUAUGCUGUAGCGUCCUGGAAGAGCGGGGGAUGGUGGUGCCGCAGUGGGAAAAGAUGGACGGAAGAUGGAGAGUCGCUAAGGAGGUCUGGAAGUUCAGCACAGCAGUCAGCCCAGUCCGUAAGUGGUGCUCGACCGAGCCAAACCGUAUGGCCGCUCAUCUCGCGAACUGUCCGUACAAUGUCACACAUCCGUACACGGGGCCGCGUGUGCGUCGCAUCAUGAUGAGAGAUCCACAAUUGCCACCCGCGUCGAAACAUUGGACGUAUGAGGGUUUGGAAUAUCCGUGUUGGAAUGAUGACUGAAAAUAAGUCAUGAGUGGAGCCAUGAAUGGAGUCGUUAAUUUACAGUGCCCUUUUGUCUCUAGUGAUCCAAACAUUGUAAAUGGCCGGAAAAUUGUACCCAGGACAACCCUUUAAUAUUUCAAGUGUAGUAGAGGUAAAUUUAAGUUGUGUUUUUUUUUCACUGGUUCCUUUACCUAACAAUUUUCCGGCGGCAUUUUUUUUUUAUCUAUGUCAUCUUUAGUGGAGUCAAGGAACCAGAAUACUUGAACAUUCGUGUUUUUCUUGGUCUUCAACCAUCGUAACAAUAUUUGGAUCUAUUAUACUAACCCCCAAAAUAGUUCAUUUCUGAAACUUACAGCAAAAGCUGGAUGUACAUGUACAUUCCCUUUUAAAGGACUAUAACAUCCAGUAGGGGGCCAUUCAAAAUUCUCAAUGUCUUUAAAUUUUGAUUUGUUUUUUCCAAAUUGUUUUGACCCACCUAUCCACCCCUAUAUUCGAUGUGAAAAAUGUGAUUUGUUAUGCAGUAUCAAAAAUCCAAAUACAUGUACAUGCGCUUGCAUGCACAUACAUUCGUAAACACUGGCAGUCGUGGACCCCCUUGGUUUUGUACACACAUUUCAA